Messenger RNA from Fomitopsis serialis, 2664 nucleotides. RefSeq lists its product as uncharacterized. The coding region runs from base 72 to 2333 and encodes 753 amino acids. Gene Ontology annotation, molecular function: magnesium ion transmembrane transporter activity. Gene Ontology annotation, cellular component: plasma membrane. Gene Ontology annotation, biological process: magnesium ion transmembrane transport; intracellular magnesium ion homeostasis. The record is from RefSeq and is a predicted model, not a curated record. NCBI's taxonomy places the organism in Eukaryota, Fungi, Basidiomycota, Agaricomycetes, Polyporales, Fomitopsidaceae. The transcript is spliced from 8 exons.
GCGUCCCUCAACCUCCACCCUCGUCUCAUGGUCCUCGCUCCGUAAGUCUGUGCGGGGCGGUCUCGCCCCAGAUGCCUGCUACUGUCGACGCUGUAUCGGGGCGGUCAGAGUCCAACAGCUCUGACCGUACAGUAGCUCCGAAUGAAUCGUCGCCGUACUUUCUCGAAGACGCCGAAGCCAUUGGCCUCGUACCGGAGACACAGGCGGUGAACCAUCUCUCGUUGGAAGAACCAGACGACCAGGAUAUCUAUCGUGGAGAGCCUCCUUUACCUCCCAGGCCAGCUUCUAUCAGGUCCCAGAGCUCGUCCUCUUCGUCCUCCUCUUCCGCGUCCUCUGUGUUCGGUGGACGCCUCGGAGCAAUAUCAGCGGUCGUCGAACAUGCUAUUGCUACGUGGGCUCGUGCGUGGGCAUCCUCCUCAUCGCUCUCAACUACAUCGUCCUCGUCCUCGUCGUCCCAGUCUAUGAGGACAAUGGCGAGGUCCCUCGCCACUCGCACGCGGAGGGGUAGACCGAGCAUCGCAGACGCGCAUAACGAACGAACGGAACGCCAAAUUGCAGCUCGCAUCAGAGCCAGGGAGGAAUGGAGAUACGUCCCGCGGUCCUUCGACUUGUAUGUACCGACUCCUUUGGUCCCGGACUCACUCGGUAGGGAAGGCCUGGUUCCCGGCGCUGAGGACAGGCAUUUCAUCCAUACGGAUUCCCUACCUCUCAUCAUUGCUCAGCUCGGCGCAGCCCUCAAGGGUAAUGAGCGGGCGAGACGGGCACGGACAGAGACGAUUGCCUUGGAGUCACACGUUCCUUCGCCCCCGACGAUUCACCACCAUUAUAUGAUGCCUGAGGACAUAGCGUCCUCGACGAGCUCCUCAAGCCAAGAGCCCACCCUUCCGCGCAGAGCUAGGAAAGGGAAGAAACGGGCAACUGCGAUGCCAAUACCGACACCAAUGUCUCAAGCGUCAUCCGCUGCGACUGAGCCUGGCGAUGCGGAGAAAGCAUGGUGGUUAGAUGUCACCUCACCUACGUGGGAAGACAUGCGUGCAAUUGGCAAGCUUCUCCACCUCCACCCGUUGACUCUGGAGGAUAUCUUGCAGCAGGAUCCCAGAGAGAAGUUGGAGGUCUUCCCGAAACUAGGAUACUACUUUGUUGUCUUUCGUGCGAUCGAAAGCAUGAAGACCAGGGAGCGGUUGCGUGCACUGCAAAACCCUCGAGAUGGUACCGCGUCGUCUGCGUCGCCUAUGGAGGAAGCCAUCGUUGGUGAGGUCAACGUGUACUUGAUCGUCUUCCGUGAAGGUAUCUGCUCGUUCCACUUCUCGGAUAUCGGAGAACAUGUUGACCGUGUUCGGAGGAAAAUACUCAAACUCUCGCAGAGCGUCAACAUGACUUCAGAUUGGAUUGCCCAUGGAAUAAUGGACUCCAUCGUGGACUCAUUCUUCCCUUUCUUGGAAGGGGUCGAAAAGGAGGUUGCCAACAUGGAGAGCCUAAUGGUGUCUGAUGAAGAUGUUGCAACAGACCCCGCGGUGACCAAUCCUCCACCCGCGCCUGCUGAUAUACCCUCCACUUCGAGCCUCGAGAAGGUUGCGGCACAUGAUACCAACGAGAAACCUGAAACAUCCAGCUUUGCGGUCAUCGAGAAACCACGCGAAACUUUCAAGGCUGUGGAACGGAAGACGCAGUUCAAAUUUCCUACGAGCUGUCGUCUCCACCUUCGGGGAUUGAAACGUUCGGUGCAGGCCUUCUACGGCCAUUUCCGUGUUGUGUUCAAGCACACGCCGACGGCGAAGACCACGACUACCGUCCAUCGGAUGGCCAGGACGAGGAGACUCGUUACGUCGCUCACCCGAGUCUUAGCGCACAAGUCGGAGGUCGUUGCGCAGCUCCAAAAGCGAUUGCUGACCGUCGGUCAAGGUGGACUUGGGAACGGCACCGAGCACGACCACGAUGUCUAUGUGUAUAUGGGUGAUGUGCAGGAUCACAUCCUGACCCUGCAGCAGGCACUAGUCCACUACGAGCGUGUACUGAGCACGUCACAACCUACCUACCUAUCCCACCUCCGCCUCUCCCACUCCAAGGCGCAGUCAGGCACGGACACUGCUCUCGUUACACUCACGACCGUUAGUAUGGGUGUCGUCUUGGUCCAGACUGUCAUUGGUCUGUUCUCUAUGAACAUCCAAAUUCCCGCCAACAACCUCACGGGCACUCGUUACUACGUGUUCGGCAUCGUGGUUUCGUUCGCAGGCGUUGUACUCAUCGUCUACGCUAACUUCGUGCGUCUCUGGUGGAAGUGGGCUAAGCGGCGGAGAUGGCGUCAGGGGCCCGUGUUGACCGAGACCCAGUAGCCGCAGACGUCGCUUUGCAUCCCCUGGGCAUUUCAAUGCGAUUCCUAGCCUGCCUGCACGUCGUAACUUAUUCCUGCAUACUAUCACUAUUAGGACAAUGGUCGCAUUGUACACCAUACAUUCAUCACACGCUUGGACAUUGGUCGUGAGUCCCAUCAUUUGCAUUUCACCCAUCCAUCCAGGAGCAACACGAAAGAAUAAUAGAGGGGUAGUGCUACAGGGAGCGGUGUCUCCAAAUCGUUAGUCUGCGUAUAGUCAUGCGUCUAGAUAGCGAACAAAACAAGGUAGAUGGCACCUGCGUAUGGAUGAUGAUCUUCCGAAGGAUGUCACG